This is a messenger RNA of Colletotrichum chrysophilum, 1374 nucleotides long. RefSeq lists its product as uncharacterized. Gene Ontology annotation, molecular function: polyubiquitin modification-dependent protein binding. Gene Ontology annotation, biological process: ubiquitin-dependent protein catabolic process. Lineage: Eukaryota; Fungi; Ascomycota; Sordariomycetes; Glomerellales; Glomerellaceae. The transcript is spliced from 2 exons. The record is from RefSeq and is a predicted model, not a curated record. The coding region runs from base 1 to 1374 and encodes 457 amino acids. Gene Ontology annotation, cellular component: cytosol.
AUGGCCGACAACGCAGAGGGCACCAGUGAUGCCCAGGUCACCUUCAAGGUGAAGACGGGCCAGGAUAGCAACCACGUCAUCACCAUGCCCGAGUCGGCCACCGUGCUCGACCUCAAGACCAAGCUGGCCGGCGACGACUUUGAGAAGGUUCCCGUUGAGCGCCAGCGCCUCAUCUACUCUGGCCGUGUCAUGAAGAACGACGAUAGCCUCGCCACCUACAAGAUCAAGCCUAACAACACUAUCCACAUGGUCAAGAGCGCCGCCAGCAACUCCGCGCCUCAGCCGGCCGCUUCCCCCUCCGCACCCCCCGCUCCUGCUGUUCCUACCAACAUGCAGGCCGGUACCGCCAAUAACCUUCUCGCCGGCCUCACAGGAGCCAGAUACGCCGGUCAUAUCAACCUGCCCAGCCGCGAGACUUUCGGAGCCGAUGGAGGUAUGGGCGCCCCGCCAUCCGACGACCAGCUGGCCCAGAUGCUGGCCGAUCCUUCGAUGCUCCAGACGAUGAAUGCGGCCCUCGACAACCCGGACUUCAUUAACUAUAUGAUUCAGAGCAAUCCUCAUCUACGCAACGUUCCUAAUGCCCGCGAGAUCAUUCAGUCACCUUUUAUGCGCCAGAUGAUGACGAACCCGGACAUGCUCCGUAACGUAAUGAGAAUGCAACGCAGCAUGGCCGGAGGAGGUGGCAACACGGCCUUCCCAGCACCCGGCGCCACCGACACCACCCCGGCUGAAGCUGCGGCCGCUGGCCAGCAAGGAAACGCCCAGGCCAAUCCAUUCGCUGGCUUCCCAGGCUUCCCUGGUAUGCCUCCCAUGGGUGGCGGUAUGGAAGGAUUGGGUGAUCUCAGUGCGCUGUUUGGCCCUGAUAGCCCAUUUGCGCCUCCUCAACAAGGCGCGGGAGCUGGAGCCGGAGCCGCCGGUGCUGCAGGCACCACGACGGGCGAGCAGAACACAGCCGGAGCCACUGCUGGAGCUACAGCAAAUGCUCAGGGUACGCAAGGCGGCAACACCACGAGCCCGCCUCCAGCCAACCCCUUUGCUGCCCUUUUCGCCCCCCCUCCCUACGCGGGUCAGGGCCAAGGUCAGGGUCAAGGCCAGGGACAGACACCGGCGAACCCCUUCGCCUCUCCGUUUGGCCAGAUCAACCCCGAGAUGAUGCAGCAGAUGAUGAACAUGUGGGGACUUGGUGGUGCAGGCGGCGCAGGCGCAGGUAGCUCUCCUGCUCCCCCGGACAACCGUCCUCCCGAAGAGCGCUACGCUGAGCAGCUGCGCCAGCUCAACGACAUGGGCUUUUUCGACUUUGAUAGAAACGUGGCAGCUCUAAGAAGGAGCGGCGGCAGUGUGCAGGGUGCGAUUGAGCAUCUUCUCAGCUCUUAA